GUGCCGUCAAGAUGGCGGCACCAAGCGCCGUAUAUGCGCGUCUUUGAUACGCGUGCGUUUAUUUUGCGUGUCGCGCGAUGUGAGCCAAACGGUUGCAAGCGGCUCGUAAAUAUCGUACGUUUGAACGCGUUUCGGCCGAAUUCUCCCGUAACGUUGACAAAUGAGACGUGGCGAGCGACGCGAGGUCAACGAGUGCUUACCGAGAGCGCGAUCGAACGAUGAACUAUCUCAACAGUAUAGCAGGCGGCACGACAACCGCCGACUCGGGCCUGCAGCUCAACAAUGUCGAAAUUCUCUACACGAAGGUGCAGAGAAUUUACAUCAAGCCGCAGCAUAAAGAAGAGCGCCAGCGGGAUCUCAGGGUCAACGUCGAGAUUCACGCUGGCAUCAGUCCGGUUUGUCGCAAGAGUUUGUGUGUUUUGCUGGCUGACGACGACGAUCCAUGUUUUCUCUACUCCUUAUUCAUUACUGAGGAUGAUUUUAAAGUGUUGAAAGCGCAACAGGGACUGCUGGUUGAUUUUGAUAACUUUGCCACCCAGUUGAUAUGCUUGUUGGAGCAAUGUCAUAUUCCAGGAACGAGCCAAGUAACGAAAACUCCACCAAAGUUUCUCUUGUUAUUGGCGGAGGAAUCGGGAGAUUGGAAUUUCAAACUUGUAGAGACAAAUAAUUUCAAACAUCUCUGCCACCUCAGUUUAAAUAUAUCACCUGCGAGUGAUUCAGACUUGAAAACACACAUGGCAAUGAAGAUUAAGCAGCUAAAAGAAAAUAUUUCGCAGCAAAGUAGGGAUGCGAUUGGUUUAGAAACUAGAUUAAACGAUUUGACAAGUAAGCUGGAAACAAAAACAAAAGAAUUGGAACAGUUGGAGCAUAGAUAUAUGACUGAGAAGAAUCAGAUACAAUUCAAUUCAUCGCAGCAAAUUAGUAUAGAAAAAGACAGGUUAGCACAAGCACAACUAGAAUGGCAACGACAAAGUGAAAAAGAAAAAAUCCAAGUUGAACAGAGGCAUGCUGAAACUGUGAAACAAUUACAUACAGAACUUGCUGAAUUGCGAACACAGAAUAUGACUUAUAAGGAUAAACAAUCCUUUUUAGAAGCCACUAACGCAGAACAGAUAAAACAAUUGCAGACUCUCGAAAAAGAGCUCAAUAUCGCUGAACGAGAUUUGGUACUACUCAAAAAGCAAAACUCGAAAUUAGAUGUAGAUUACCACAGUAAAGAUGAAGCUGUUAAUAGUUUGCGUACAAAGGUAGCAGUGCUUGAACAAGAAUUGAAAGACAAAACGGUGAUCUCUCACAAGCAGGUGGAAAUGCUGAAAUCGUGUAAAGAACAAAAGCAGCAUUUAGAGGAUCUCUUAACCGAGAAAGAUGGUCAGUUGCAACGCAAACAAAAUUCCUUGAGAAAUCUAAGUGAUGAGUUAGGAAAAGCUAAUGAAAUCUUAAGUAAAUUACAAAAUGAACUUGCAUCAACCAAAUCGAAAUUAAAAUUAAGAACAAGCAUAGCGCUCGAACAGGAAAGAUUGUUAGACAGCAAACAGAAAGAAGUUGGUCAAUUAGAAAACAAAAUGGAAGGUCUUGCCAGAGAUGCGAAAGAUGCGAAGAGUGAAGUAGAUAAUUUAAAAGAACAGAUAAAAACAUUACAACAUCAAUUGGAAGAAAAAGAAAAGAUCAUAAAGAAUAAUGAUAAUGUAAUUAGUUGGCUGAAUCGGAGAUUAGCGGAUAAUCAAUCGCCGCUACAAAGCGCUACUCCAGCUCCGGUUACGAUACCAUCCACUGUUCCACUGACGUUACCUAGAACAAGUAAAUUAUUUCCUAACCGAUAUGAAACACGCACGCCUGCACCCGGCACGAUACAACCUAGUACGUUAUCGGGAUUGCCGAUGAAAAAUCCGAUCGUGCAAAAUCCAAACAUUAAUCAGACGACUCGCACGACAGCUCGAUCGAUGGGUGUCGGUGUAACGGAAAGUUCAGUAGGAUUAACCACCUUUAAUAAAAGCGCUCUGAUCUCGAGUACCAGCACACCUAUGGAGCGUUUCAACGCGUUGAAUAAAGUAUCGGGAAAUCCAACGGCUUCAACCUCGGCACCGGCUAUAAUCGAGAAUAACAAUGGCCCGGCAGUGAUCUCGAAUGGUACAAAAAUGAAAACUGCUAGCGUUGGCUUGCAGGGCGGAUUAAGACGAGCAGGUUUGUCCGACAAACCCAUUUUACCUUCCGCAUAUUUUCCUAAGACUUUACAUUAACCAACUGUUCUGGAGGAAUUGUCAGUACAGAAAUUGGUGAGUGUCAGAAAGACAGUACUUUAAUAAUCAAAACAACAAAAUAGGAAUGACAAAACUGUAAUAUUGUCAUUGGUAUGACAAUAUUACAAAUUUGCCGUCUCGAAAAUAGUACAAAUACUUGUAAGAAUGAUUAGUAUUAUUUACAAGAUAUUUUUUACCAGAUAAAAAUUUUAGACUAUUUUUAAUCCUACGCAUUGGCACCUUUUUAUAAAGAAAAAUGAUAUUGGGCUAUCGUCAACGUAAUCAGAAUGUAUCGAUGUAGGAUUAAUAAUAAUAUAUAAUUAUUUGUAUAUACUGUACUAACAUACUCCGAUCUCUCGUUUACUACGGCAUAAAAUGCAUAUGUAUUGGUAGAUAACUUCUAUUAUUUACCAUAUACUUUAAUAUUUUAAUUAACUUUAACAUUAUUACUAUUAUUAGUAUAAUUUUAUAAUAAAUUUUAUAAUAAAGUCUACUUUUAAUAUAUAAAUAGUACUUAAAGUACAUAAAGUGAAAAAGUUCAGUCGAUAUUUAUAGUGAAGCAUAAUAUACACGCAUAUACAUAAAUCAAGAAUUGCAAUUUAUAAAAUUAACUAUCAAAACAGUUUUUUUUUCAAAUUCUAAAUCUAAAUAAUCUUUUAAAGUAGUUGCAAUGUUAGAGAUUUAUAUUGUUACAAAAAAAAACGUAUUUUUUUAUUAUCGGCAAAUACGAAACGAAUAAUUUUAAAAUUAACAUGGCACAGUUUCUUAUUUUAUCACAAUCACUAUUAAUUAUCAUGCAACUGAUAACUGAUAAUUAAUAUUUUCUUUACUGUUAGAUUAAUAGAUACAUUUAAAGCAUAUUAAUCACGUAGGUACCUGGAAAAUAAUUUUAUCUUUGUGGAUUUUAUGUAACUGUAUAAAUAUUUUUAUAUAUAAAUGGAAAUAUUAAUGAAAAGAAAAA
Solenopsis invicta (red fire ant) is the source of this 3198-nucleotide messenger RNA. RefSeq names its product spindle assembly abnormal protein 6 homolog (gene Sas-6). The coding region runs from base 219 to 2237 and encodes 672 amino acids. Lineage: Eukaryota; Metazoa; Arthropoda; Insecta; Hymenoptera; Formicidae. Gene Ontology annotation, cellular component: centriole; centrosome. The transcript is spliced from 4 exons. Gene Ontology annotation, biological process: centriole replication. The record is from RefSeq and is a predicted model, not a curated record.